AUGUCCAGAAGCCAGGAGAUUAACGAUAGCGCUGCUGAGGCCAUGCGCCGUGCUGACAACGCGGAUGCUCCGGAGUACUGGACGGAGGUACCUCAUCCUGAAUCCUGCACGACUGCGCAGCAGCAGCAGCUGCUGAACGACGCAGCUGCGGAGGCCAUGCGCCGCGCGGAUGUGGCUUACACCAAAGAUGAUGAGCUGUAG
Messenger RNA from Leishmania braziliensis MHOM/BR/75/M2904, 201 nucleotides. RefSeq lists its product as hypothetical. The transcript has a single exon. Lineage: Eukaryota; Euglenozoa; Kinetoplastea; Trypanosomatida; Trypanosomatidae. The record is from RefSeq and is a predicted model, not a curated record. The coding region runs from base 1 to 201 and encodes 66 amino acids.